AUGAAUAAUAAUUCAGAAGAUUAGAUUGACAUUUCAAAUGAAAACCUAAAAGCUUGUCCUGAUAAAAAAUUACACCAUUUUGAUUAAGAAUGGGCAAAUUAUGCUAAUAACCCUUCUCCUCAUUUCACUCCCUCGUAAUUCUUUAAUGCUCCUCAUACAAACCUGCCUCCCUUAAAUUUAGAAAAAAGUUCAUAGUUCCCUUAUAUCAAGGUUAUGAUGAUGACUAAGACAAAUAAGGUAAGAAAAUCCCUUUCGAAAAUUUUCUGCUCAUGA
Paramecium tetraurelia is the source of this 273-nucleotide messenger RNA. RefSeq lists its product as uncharacterized. NCBI's taxonomy places the organism in Eukaryota, Ciliophora, Oligohymenophorea, Peniculida, Parameciidae. The transcript has 2 exons. The record is from RefSeq and is a predicted model, not a curated record.